GGCUAUAAAUGCGCGGGCCGCGGCCGGGCCCCACAGGAGCAGCCGCCCGGGGCGCCGGAGCUGCGGGCCGCGCCGCCGGGAUGAGCGCCAGCACGGGCGGUGGCGGCGGCGGGGACAGCGGCGGCAGCAGCAGCAGCAGCUCGCAGGCCUCCUGCGGGCCCGAGUCCUCGGGAUCCGAACUAGCUCCCGCCACACCGGCGCCUCGGAUGCUGCAGGGGCUGCUGGGCUCCGACGACGAGGAGCAGGAGGACCCCAAGGACUACUGCAAGGGCGGCUACUACCCUGUGAAGAUCGGAGACCUGUUCAAUGGGCGGUACCACGUGGUGCGCAAGCUGGGCUGGGGCCACUUCUCCACCGUCUGGCUCUGCUGGGACAUUCAGCGCAAGCGCUUCGUGGCCCUCAAAGUGGUGAAGAGCGCGGGGCACUACACGGAGACAGCUGUGGAUGAGAUCAAGCUCCUGAAAUGUGUGCGAGACAGUGACCCCAGUGACCCCAAAAGAGAAACCAUUGUCCAGCUCAUCGACGACUUCCGGAUCUCAGGGGUGAACGGAGUUCAUGUGUGCAUGGUAUUGGAGGUGCUGGGCCACCAGCUCCUCAAGUGGAUCAUCAAGUCCAACUACCAGGGCCUGCCCGUGCCCUGUGUGAAGAGCAUCGUGAGGCAGGUGCUGCGCGGUCUGGAUUACCUGCACACCAAGUGCAAGAUCAUCCACACAGACAUCAAGCCCGAGAACAUCCUGCUGUGCGUGGGUGACGCCUACAUCAGGCGCCUGGCUGCCGAAGCCACAGAGUGGCAGCAGUCAGGGGCACCGCCCCCCUCCCGCUCCACAGUCAGCACUGCCCCCCAGGAAGUCUUGAGCGGCAAGCUGUCGAAAAACAAGAGGAAGAAGAUGAGGCGCAAAAGGAAACAGCAGAAGCGGCUGCUGGAGGAGCGGCUGCGGGACCUGCAGAGGCUGGAGGCCAUGGAGGCGGCAGCCCAGGCCGAGGACUCUGGCUCGAGACUGGAGGGGGGCAGCGGCUCCACCUCCUCUUCAGGCUGUCACCCCGGGGGCGCCGGGCCCGGUCCCUCUCCGGCCUCCUCCUCCCCUGCCCCUGGGGGCGACCGCAGCCUCAGCCCCGGCUCGCAGACCUCAGGCUUCUCGGGCUCCCUCUUCUCCCCUGCAUCGUGCUCCAUCCUCUCGGGCUCGUCCAACCAGCGGGAGACAGGGGGCCUCCUGUCGCCCAGCACACCAUUUGGUGCCUCCAACCUGCUGGUGAACCCCCUAGAGCCCCAAAACGCAGACAAGAUCAGGAUCAAGAUCGCAGACCUGGGCAACGCCUGCUGGGUGCAUAAGCACUUCACCGAGGACAUCCAGACGCGGCAGUACCGGGCCGUGGAGGUGCUGAUCGGGGCCGAGUACGGGCCCCCGGCCGACAUCUGGAGCACGGCGUGCAUGGCCUUCGAGCUGGCCACCGGCGACUACCUGUUUGAGCCACACUCGGGAGAAGACUACAGUCGCGACGAGGACCACAUCGCCCACAUCGUGGAGCUCCUGGGAGACAUCCCCCCGGCCUUCGCCCUCUCGGGCCGCUACUCCCGCGAGUUCUUCAACCGGAGAGGAGAGCUGCGGCACAUCCACAACCUCAAGCACUGGGGCCUCUACGAGGUGCUCAUGGAGAAGUACGAGUGGCCCCUGGAGCAGGCCACGCAGUUCAGCGCCUUCCUGCUGCCCAUGAUGGAAUACAUCCCCGAGAAGCGGGCCAGCGCAGCCGACUGCCUCCAGCACCCGUGGCUCAAUCCCUAGGCCCUGGAGGCCCCCUGAGCAGCCUGGGGCAGGACCGCCCCCCCCCCAACACCCAGCGGCUUCAGGGCAAGCGGGACGGUUCCGGCCACCCUGCCACCCUGCGGAGCUGCCUUCUCCAGCGCCGACGGCGCGCCUGCUCCCCGCCCCCUCGGCAGGGCGGCAGAGGCUGGGGCCGGGCCCACCUUGAAGAAUCUGUUCGGCCCUCAGCCCUCAGAGAGGGUCCUCUGAAUGUGUGCGGUUUCUUUUCUUAAUAAAGUGUGACCCGAAA
Messenger RNA from Phacochoerus africanus (Common warthog), 2049 nucleotides. RefSeq names its product SRSF protein kinase 3 (gene SRPK3). The coding region runs from base 9 to 1781 and encodes 590 amino acids. The record is from RefSeq and is a predicted model, not a curated record. Gene Ontology annotation, molecular function: ATP binding; protein kinase activity. NCBI's taxonomy places the organism in Eukaryota, Metazoa, Chordata, Mammalia, Artiodactyla, Suidae. The transcript has 15 exons. Gene Ontology annotation, biological process: spliceosomal complex assembly; protein phosphorylation; regulation of mRNA processing.